AUGCACCUGUUAAUAAGAAAUGUGGAUUUUGCAUCCAUUUUGCACAAAACUUAUCUAAAAUAUUACCUACAGUUAUUGCUAUCAUUAUUGAUAUUAGAUGCUUCACAUCCAACUACCAAGGUACUUUCUAUGCGGACAGGUGAAUUAGUCGUAUAUCCAUGCGAUGUGAUUCAGUUGGAAUCAUGUUUAGUUGUGCAUAAACCACUUCUAAUUGAAAGACCGAGUGUGAAUAAGUCAACAGGAUUGCUUAAAGAUCGCACUGAUAGGAGUGAUAAAAUUAUAAAUGAAUUUUACUUUUCCUACGACAGCUCAUUAGCAAGAUCUGCUAUUUACGAGCUUCCUAUUUACCUUUGUUAUGCCAAAAAAUUUGGUUGGAUGGCAUUUAUUUUUCAUGUUUUCAAGAUGUACGUAUCUAAUAACCUUUAUGCAUUUCUGGUCGUGCAAUUCAACGCGCAAUGUUCAGAAGCUGUUUUUCCAUGUUUGUUAAGUCGUAACAAAACUACACUUAAUUAUCACGGUUUCAUGCUCCACGAUGCGUUAUCACUUUCUACCACUUGUUAA
Echinococcus granulosus is the source of this 561-nucleotide messenger RNA. RefSeq lists its product as hypothetical. The record is from RefSeq and is a predicted model, not a curated record. The transcript is spliced from 5 exons. NCBI's taxonomy places the organism in Eukaryota, Metazoa, Platyhelminthes, Cestoda, Cyclophyllidea, Taeniidae. Bases 1 to 561 code for a protein of 186 amino acids.